Lecanosticta acicola is the source of this 3854-nucleotide messenger RNA. Lineage: Eukaryota; Fungi; Ascomycota; Dothideomycetes; Mycosphaerellales; Mycosphaerellaceae. The record is from the annotation of a GenBank genome assembly.
AUGAAAACGACUACGGCUUCUCUGGCAGUGCUGUCGCUGGCCACUGGUGCCAUUGGAAGGCCUCAUGCCCACAACGGCAUGCAGGAUUCUCCAGAGGCCCAGCAAUUUAACACGACCAGCGGAAAGCGCGCGAGAGACCUGUUGAUGGUGGAGGAAGAAUACCGCCUUCAGUACUACCAGGCUGAUGGCGACGAGGAGCCACAUGCUUGCACCACUACUGCUCCGACGACUCUUCUCCCAGUCACAACUACGACGCCUGAUGUCUCGAGUAUUUCCUCAGUUAUGAAGAAUCUGAAUAAUGUUCUUCCGGCUAUGGCUGCCCAGGGAGUCGAUGUUGCUUCUUUGAUAGAGCAGAUGGGGAUUACGACUUCAAUGACCGGUUCAGCUGCAACGCAGCAGGUCCUUACACACAAGAUCUCUUCGCCUUCCUCGCCCAAGUCUUGGCAUGGAUACCGGGUCAUGGAUUUUAAAAGGCCUCCAGUUGCCCAGGUCACGAACGUCCCAGGUACUCACGAAGAUCUGAAGGUGAAGCGAGAGGAUCCAAUCUCCGAUGUGGCGUCGAAUGCUUCCACCGCGGAGGCGAAUACUUCCACUGCGAGCACUGCGAUUGGAAGUGCUGUGGCUAAAGCAGUGCAUGUGAAUGCCGCAAUGGGAGUCAGUAGUGGGUGUGACAGUACUACUACUGGAGCCGACAUGGCGCCUAUUGGUGGAGCACUUGGAGGCUCUUUCAACAGGACUACCAACUGCACUUUCAUGACCUCAGCAGCUGCUAUUUCUACACCAGCAGCUGUCCCGCGCUCUAUGGCUCAUGCACCAUCGUUUCUAACCACCGUUUCCGGGGUUGCAUCGAGUUUCACUCCUUCAAGGCGGGAGCUCAACAGCCAGCCAACUGGCUUUGCGUUCUUUGACCAUGUACCAAGAACUGUCCCGAUGGCACCUGCAAGCCCACUACCCGCGAACUCGACUGGGACAGGCUCUCCGCUCUCAGACAAGCGUCGCCAUCUGGUGGCUCGCGACAGGUCGAACUCUCACGGGGAGCACGCGAGGAAUCCAAGGAACGAGGUCGUCCAGGGACUUAUGAAUACGUCCACCCCCAACUAUCUUCCGAAGCACAGGAGGCGUAUAUUUCUGCCGGUUCCCACACAUGUUGGAACUAUUGCGAACACAACUUCCACUGACUCUGGUGCGGAUGCGUCAUUGGGCGGCACACCUGUCGGGGAUGGCUCGACGUCUACUGAAGCUGAUGAAUCUGGAUCUGAUGACAAUACGAGUGAGCCAGGUGAGACUGUUGACGCGACUACGGCUGGCAACUCUGCUGGUUCGGAAGACGAUGUCACUGCACAUGAUAACAAGAAAAAUGGUACCGUCGCUUCAACCGUCGCUGAGCGCGAUACCACUUCCACUGGCGAAGCUGAUGCAAAAGACUACACAAACGGCACUACCUCUGGAUUUGCUAGCGGUAACGAUUCCGCCAACGAGACUGGGCCGAGUGAUUACGCGAAUGGCAAUGCCGCUGAAGCAAGCUCUGGGAACGCAGCAAGUGUACAGAGAAAUUCUACCGUCGCUACCAAUACUGCUGCUCCAGAAGAGAUGAGCAGUAAUGACAAGAUGCGUAGAAGCUUGAUCGCCAAUCCCGAUCUCGGUUCGAGCAGCUCUACCGAUGAAACGGCCUCUGGUGCUGGUAGUACUGGAGGCAAUGGAACUGCGCAGGGUACGACUGCUGGCAGCAACUCCGCAGUCUCGGAUAUGAUGGAUGGCGAGGAGAGCUCGAACGCAGCAUCCGCAGGCUCUGGCUCGGCUAUUUCGAAUCGGAACAGUGAAAGUCUCUCCACCUCCGGUACGGGUUCUAGUGCUGCUGAUCCAAAUCACGUGGGGAAUGGUGGAAUUUCGGAAGAAAGCUCGAAUUCGACUUCCUACUCUGGAAGCUCCGGUCUGGCAAGGAGAAAGUACGGAGCUGGCUCGUCUCAAAAGACGAGCAUCGCAAGCCCUCGAUCGUUUAGAUCUCGGGCUCGCGCUCUUGCUUCGGACGUCGAACUCGCGUCCUCUGAAAAUGUUGACACAGCACAAUCUGACAUUAAAGUGAGGACUCCUAAAGGUUGGGGUUCCAGCAGUUCCUCCAACGAACCUGGUAGUCCUCAGUCGCAACAGAGUUCCGACUCUGCGCAGAACAAAUGCACGUAUAACCAGAGGGGGUCCGCGAAGUGUAAAUGCAGGCCCCGAAAGAGACUAUUUGGAUUCAGAUCAAGUUCACCAUGCUCGAGCCAGAUCCCUGCGCCAAUCCCAAGUAGCUCCAGGACCACAAGCAGUACUUUGAGUCCUACGUUCCCGAGCGUCAGCGCCACUCCGACCCCGAAUGCGGAUUUUAACAGUGGCCCCAAUAGCUUGGGCCAGGCUGGAGGCGGCGCGACGACCUCGGGCGGCUCUGAAGGUCACCUCAGUGGUGCUCCUUCUACGGGGAGUGGAUCCGGGCAGAAUGAGUAUGCUGGCGGUAAUGGUCGCAAUCAAGGCAGUCAUGGUAACACGAGAGGCGGAUCAGGCGAUUCGAACCCUGGAGCUGCUGCUCAGCAGCAGUACGGUGAUUUCACUGGGAGCUCAGGCGUCGCUAAUUCUGUUGCGGCUGCCUCUGCACUCGGCAACUCCAUGGGAAGUGGUGACGCCCACUCUCCGUUCACGGGUAUGGGGGAAACUUCGGAGUCUGGACAGAGUUCCACUUCUGAUGGCACAGGUUUCGGUUCGAACAUGAACAAAGCGCAGGGCGGAUCGCAGACCGGGAGCGGUCCUGAUCCAGCGAGAUCUUACAACCCAGAGAGUUCUAGCGGUGGGAGCUAUGAACUAGAGACUGGGAGCAGUCAAACCUAUGAGAAGAACACCAGCUCUGGACAAUCUGGCAGCGGGGAUGAUGGGUCGCAAAGUGGAAGUGACCAAACCUCUGAGAGCGAUUCUAUGUCUGGACUAUCUGGCAGUGGAGGCCAUGGGUCGGGGAGUGGGAGUGAUCAAAGCUCCGAGAGCGGUUCCAAGUCUGGACAGUCUGGCAGUGAUGGCGGUGAUGGCGGUGAUGGCGGUUACGCUUCCGGGACAAGCCGACGUUCAACAUCAUUGCCGAUGCGGUCUAAUCUUGGGGCUCGAUCAUCCCUCAAUGGUACCGAUGGAUCAGAUGAAGGCCUUGUCAAUGCAUUCCCUCAACACCAGAACGCAUCACAGCUUGAGCGGAGAGAGGACGAAGACGACAGUGUUGAUGCAAUCCAAGGGCGCGAUGCGUUCCGAGGGUCUCAGUUUCACUCUACACCGCCUGGCCAUGUACCAUCACGUCGAGCACCUUGCGAGUUUGCCGUUAGCCACAGGGGCCGAUGCAUCAGACGGUAUUGCGGUGAAUUCAAAGAAGAGACCUCUGGAUGCCAAUGCCGUUUCGGCAAGCUCGCCAACGGAGGGUGCAGCCCGCCGCUGCCAUACAGUCUAUGCCAGCAGGGGAAACGACCAAGUGGAAGGUGUGUUUUCAAACGUAUCAACAGAAAAGGCAUGGUCGUUCAGACAGUCGAAAAGAAGGAGCUUGAAUCCGGCCGUCUGAAGGCCUGCGGGUUGUUUCGAGGCUCAAAAUUGGAUGGGCAUUGUGCGUGUGUGCGUGCGACCACUCUAGGCUUCUGUUCGCAGCCUGCCGAUUCCCUCAAGCUGGAAGCUGGGUCGCACAACCUUCGGCUGGGACAUAACCGACCGCACGGUCGUCGGUCUGACGGGGAUGAAGAAUCCUCGACAAUUGAAGAGCCCACAGAAACCGAUCAGUCUUCAGUGGCUGGGGGUUCUUUGACGACGCGGACCUUCUCAGCAAGCAACAUGUCCUCAACAACCAGGAAGCGUAG